GUUCGACCUCGCUACAGUUAAUGGUGUAACGCCAGGGAUGCUCCUGAGAAACUGGUGUGAGCAUAUAGUGAGGCAGAGGUGAGAUACAUAGAUAUAAGCAUGGCGUCUUCCCAAUGUGGUUCAUUGAGGAACAUUACUGAAAGAUAAAUCCCUGUCGAAAGUGUGACACGUGAGUCUGGAGUUUGUAUGAGUAAGCCUGUUCUCCCAUAGUAAACUUAAUUUCUGGUGAGACACAGUGUUCCCAAUGCACCACUUUGAUUUAAUGGACUUUGAUAAGACGUGCUCGGCCAUGUUUGCACAGUGGGAAAAGUAUUGGCGAAGAAAAUUAUUGGCCUCAAGUGUGUGCCUCAUGCUAGAGCUUCAAGAUUUAAGGUGUGCCUCUUCCUUUUCUCUUUAAUCAUGGCAUACUUUGAUUUCUAUUGUGUUGAUUCUAGGCUAAAUUUCAUGGCUAGGGCAUGGAUAGAUGAAACAUGUAUACUCAAAUUAGUAAACAAAGGGCUAAAUUUCAUGAUACGGUCGCUGAUUAACCCAGUUUGUCACCCACAAAUCUUCCUGUCGUAGGAAUUGGCUUACAUAACAAUUUCAUUUAAAAAAACAUGAAUCUGAUUUAUCUUUUCAUUUCUUUUUGAAGACGUGAAAAUGAUUUAUGCACCAUACUUCCACGGUUGAUUGAUGUACAGUAGCUUAGGAGGCUUAUCAUGAUGGGCGUGAAGCAAAAUCUCUGGUGGGCCUUUGGCUAUAACAUUGUGGUUGUUUAAUUUCUUUAAAAUCAUCACAUCCUAAUUCAUAGCCAUUCAAGUUUGGUAAUUGCCAUUAUUUUUGGGAUUACCCUUAUCCAUUUGGCCCAUUCCUAAAUUCAAUGUGUUGACCCUCUAAGUGGCUACACAAAAACUUCAUGUGAGAUAGUCUCAAAACUUUUACUGUAAAAUCUAUCACUUCUGUUCUCAGAAUAAUACUAACAAUAAGGUUGUAGAAAUUUUCCCCUACCUCCUCUUUAUCUGCAACCUUAAUUUUGUUCGAUUUUAUUUUAAAGUUAAAAGUACUAAAUAUUUUCCUUGCAUGACCUUAUUUAUAUCUUAAAAGUUCAACGAUUAUAAUAUUUAUUAUAUACGAUAUGAUGCGCUUUGAGUGCCCAAUUGUUUAGAAGUAAAAGCAUCUCUUAUGCAGCUAGAGUAGUUUUAAUCUACUUAAUGCUCUUUUACACUAUACAUUCCAAAAUGUCUCUAUAACUAUAAACAUGUCUAUGAACUCUUUAGUGAAGCUUAACAUCACCUACAAGUUUACAAUUUUUUCUAAUCGGGGGACAAGUUGUUGCGAAUUGAUGGGUGCUACUACAAAAAGAAGAGGAAAAAAUUGCAGAAUCCUUAAAAUGUGUGUAGCUAUGAAUCGAUGGGUGAUACUGCAAAAAGCAGAGGGAAAAAUUGCAGGUAUUUUUCAUGCAUCUUUUUCUCUCAUAAGAAGACAAAGUCAAAUUAUUUUUUGCAAUGCUAGACUUAAAUGUUCUAUUGAAAAAUAAUGCACAUGCCUUCAACAACAUAUUCAUUAUUUUCACUCCCAUUUUUUUUUGCACAACUGGGUUGUUCCAUUGAGGGGUCGGGAGCAUAUUUGCUAUACAAAGAAUUGAGGUGAAAAAAGAAAGCUUGAUAUUUUGCUAACAAGGUCUACCUGUAAAAGUUUAAUUAGGUUUGGCUGUGCAACUUCUAUAUGUAGUUUGAUUCUGUUUCUGUUUGCUUCGAAGAGUCUUAGAUUUGGCUAAAUUAUUGGUGAUGAAGUUGGAGGAUGUAUAUACAACAACUGCUGUUUCCUACACCUAGAUUCCAAAAUUUAUACUCAAAUUUUGACCUGGUUGUCCUUUGUUGAAACUACACUUGAGUUUAAUAAGAUUGAAUACUGGGGACAUAGUGGGGGCCUUGUUGGGUGGAUGUUUUAAGGGGUAAAUGGGUUGGUUUUGGCUUCUUGUUUUCGACCAACUUAAGGGUUAUGAAGGGGGGUUUUGUUGGGUGUGUUUUAACAUGGUCUUGAGGGGUGAAUGAGGUAUGGUUUUGGGGAAGAUGGGUUCGGCCAAGAUGAAAAGGAGAAGGGGGAGAAUGGUUAAGCCCUUUCGUGGAUUGGAAGACGUACUUCAGGAUUGGGUCAACACAUACUGUAAUGUGGCGGGGCAGGCAUGCCAACGAGCAUCUCUGCAGCCAUUGCAUGUCGGAGCUCAGAACAAUCAUCCCCAGCACUCAAAUGAAUUGAUAAUGUCAAAGGGCAUGCGCUAUGCCAACCAAGCUCUUCUUUCUGGAUGCUCAGCUGGAGGUCUUGCUGCCAUAUUACACUGUGAUGAAUUCCGCAAUUUAUUUCCACAAAACACUGAAGUGAAGUGCUUGAGUGACGCUGGGCUACUCAUGAACGCCUACUAGUUGGGAAUAUGACGGAUGAUGAAUAUGAAUCUUCAACUGGUAGCCCAGAAGAAUAUGGGACAUUGGGGAUGACCCAGUCCAUACAUUGGCAUGGCAAGCUGGAAUUUUCCCUGGUUAUUUGCAGCCAUGGGGGUGCAUACCAUCUCUAUUCAGCAGUCAAUCCAAGCCUCACCAAAUUAGUACGGUAUGUUUGGACCAUGGAAAAUGCGAGGCAAAGAAUAGAACUGGUUGGUGAACUAUGAGGCUGUUUUCGCAAUUGUUACAAGAACACCCAAUAGAAUCCUACGGGCGUA
Molecule: messenger RNA, 2695 nt
Organism: Cuscuta campestris
Lineage: Eukaryota; Viridiplantae; Streptophyta; Magnoliopsida; Solanales; Convolvulaceae
Source: the annotation of a GenBank genome assembly